AUGCGUUCCGAUCUAUCCGACGAUAAGCACAGUGUGCAGUUGGCCGCGGCCGAAAUAGCAGAAUCAUCCGACACGAGCGGAUUCUACGAGCUGGCCUCUAACGGCUCCACGAACGGUAUCAUCCAUGGAAGCGGACACCAUUCGCAUCAUCACCAUCAUCAUCAUCACCACCACCAUCAGCAACAACAUCAGCACCAUUCGCAGCAUCAUCCGCACCAUCACCAGCAGCAACACCAGCAUCCCGCCCAUGCCCAGCAUCAGCAGGAGCUGCAGCAGGAUAAGAAUGCAAACCUGCUGCAAAGUGAAUCCCUAACGACCCAUUCGACCGGUGGCAUUACCCUGAGGGCUACCUCGCGACCGAAACGGGCCACCAGACGCAUGCAAAUGGAAGCUGCAAUCGACCCGGACAUGACGGACUCAAGCUCGCAAAGUGACGAUACGAGCUGUGGCAGCAGCCGCACGGGCAGCCGGGGCAGUAACGGUGGCCGCUCGGGUCAGGGGGCGGCUGGCAAUGGGAGCAGCAGCAGUAAUGCAGCCCGCCGUCGCAAAGGUGCGAUGAAUGCGAAGGAACGGAAUUUGCGGCGCCUGGAGUCGAAUGAACGCGAACGAAUGCGAAUGCACAGCUUAAACGAUGCGUUUCAGUCGCUGCGGGAAGUGAUUCCGCACGUCAAGAAGGAAAGACGCCUGUCGAAGAUCGAGACACUCACGCUGGCGAAGAAUUAUAUCACCGCGCUAACUGAUGUUAUCAUCGUGAUGCGUGGUGAAGGUGAGGCAGCAGCGGCCGCCAACGGUGCCCUACCGCACCUCAACACUACCGCCAACCUGCCGAUCACCGACGUCGGUACGGUGGCCACGUUAGCGAUGCAGACCAAUUGUCUCACGGCGAUACAGGCCAAAACGCAGCCGGAAGUUGUGGGUCCAUGUCAUGCAACCGAGGUGGAUCCUAUUUCCUCCUCGCUCGACAUAAUCUCCGCCACCGUCGGUACGGCACUCGACUGCCACGACCGGGUCAUCCUGCAGCAUCAUCUCACGCUACCGCCCCACCAGCAGCAUCACCAGGUGCAGGAUGGUAGCAGCAGCAGCAACAGCAGUAAUGGUAGCACCACCAGCAGCAAUGGCAGCAGCAGCAGCAGCAGCAACAACAACACCACCGCCAGCAACAAUAACGGUAGCAACGCCAGCAUAAGCAACACCACCGGCAGUAUCAUUGACGUGUCCGUCGUGACGACAGCGAAUGGUCACCAUCCACACCACGGUAGCAUAAACAACAAUCACCUUAAUACCCACCAUUUCAAUAACAAUAGCGCUAGCAGUAUAGAUAUCGAAAACAGCUUCUACGAGGAUCCAUUUCAAAUGAUGUAA
Messenger RNA from Anopheles marshallii, 1362 nucleotides. It is a transcript of the gene dimm, whose product is annotated as protein dimmed. The transcript is spliced from 3 exons. Bases 1 to 1362 code for a protein of 453 amino acids. Gene Ontology annotation, molecular function: protein dimerization activity. The record is from RefSeq and is a predicted model, not a curated record. NCBI's taxonomy places the organism in Eukaryota, Metazoa, Arthropoda, Insecta, Diptera, Culicidae.